AUGAGUGCUGAUGAGCCUCAACCAGCUAGCUGGGAUGGGUUUGGCCUUGUAAGUGGAGACCUCUUCUCGAGAUCAACGCUGGAAAGGUGGAGCAGCAAGUCCAAGGAGAGCUUGCUUGGCUUGACUCAAGGCCUGACAUCAUUCCUGGAGGGUGAUGAUGGCGAGCCUCAACUUCGUCCAGAUUCCUGGAAGCUGGGAUACUGCAGCGGUCGGAAGCUGUACUGGGAGGAGUUUGACGAUGAAGGGACGGCUGAGCAACGGUACAGCCAGCUUUGGUGGUCCCGGAUCAUCCUAGAUCCACAAGGCCGCGUUGUGAAAUGCUUUACAGCGCCGCUAGACCCGAAGGGUGUUGGCGUUGCACGACUCAUAAUAGCAGCUAGGUUGCGCGACGGGCGAGACAUUACGACUUGUCCUCUUCAGGCGAUGAACCAGGGAGAUGCACCAUUCAUACCGCCUGACUGGCUUCCAGGCAUUCCGCAGGCUCUGCAGCUUCUGUGGAACAAAGUUGCCUCGCGAGCAUCCAUUAGCUGGUUCGGUGCCACUGCAAAUUCUCUCUGUUACUUUGAUGUGGCUUUGUACCCCAACGUGGAGGGCUAUGUCGCCCUCACUAUUGAUGAUGUGCCUUGUCGACUUGGACCCACAAACUCCUUUCUGCCACGUGUUCGGACUUUGCUGAAGCAGCAUGAUGCUCACGCUACGCUUAUGCUGAUGGGAAAGUUCAUUCCAGGAAAUGAAGAUGAACUGGUAGGCAUGCUUGCAGAUGGCCAUGAAUUUGGUAAUCAUGGUUUGGUUGAUCGGAGUUAUGCGAACGACUCACAUGCUGAUUUUGUUGCUGCCCUGGACGAGUGUUCAGAGCGUAUCAAAAGCCUGCAGCGGCAAGCGGGCCUAGCAGAGCAAGUGAAAUGGUUUCGGGCGCCUCACGGACGAAUAAGCGCGGAGAUGAUGGCAGCUUUAGCACAAAAGGGCCUUCAGAAUGUCAUGUGCGAUACCUUUGCAUGCUGUCCGGUCAUUCAGGAUGGCGAGUUCAUUGGCACAUUCUUGGGGCGGCAAGCCGAACAUGGCUCCAUCAUAUUAAUCCACAUGCCGGAAAAAGGCUUUCGGGAAUGGUGCUUCCAGGGCUUGCAGAGUCUCCUCAUGCAGCUGACACAGCGCGGCCUGAAGGCUACAACUGUUGGGCACUUGGCACAGUUGGCCGGACACGGCUUGGCUCAUCUCUGA
This is a messenger RNA of Symbiodinium pilosum, 1218 nucleotides long. Lineage: Eukaryota; Dinophyceae; Suessiales; Symbiodiniaceae. The record is from the annotation of a GenBank genome assembly.